Entamoeba dispar SAW760 is the source of this 1293-nucleotide messenger RNA. RefSeq lists its product as uncharacterized. The record is from RefSeq and is a predicted model, not a curated record. NCBI's taxonomy places the organism in Eukaryota, Evosea, Mastigamoebida, Endamoebidae. Bases 1 to 1293 code for a protein of 430 amino acids. The transcript has a single exon.
AUGUUAAAAGCACAAGAAGAAUUAGAUUAUAAACCAGGAAUUUAUACACAAUGGGAAUCAGCAUAUAAUAUGGAAGAUAAUAUUUGUGGAUGUUAUAUAUCAAUGGAAGAAUUUAUUAAAUCACCAGAUAAUACAGUUGAAAAAGAAUUUGAAGUAAUUAUUCCAAUAGAUGAUUUAUUACCGUUUGCUGCUAUGAAAAUGUUUCCUAAUGCAUUAUUUGGAAAUUUAACACUUGAAGUUAAAAUGGCAAUUCAACAAAAUUUUGUUAUUUGUCAAUGUAAACAAGAAACAAUAUUAAAUAAAAUUUCACAUAUUUCAUCAUCUUCAUAUAGUGGAUCAGAUGAAAUAAAAGAUAAUAUAACAGAAGUAAUUAAAAGUGAUAUAUAUAAUAUAAUUAAAACAAAUGGAGAAUAUCAUGCAUUUACACAAAUAGGUGAUUCAUUUAAUGUUCAUUCAUUUACUGGUGCAUUACGUGAAUCACAAAAUAUUAUUGUUGGAAAAGAUACAACAGUAAGUUUUAUGAUAACAGAUGGAAGUUUAAAAUAUUGUAGAACAAAUAUUAAUGGAUUUAAUAUUAAAGAUAGUAUAUUAAAUGAAUUAAUAACAAAAUAUUCAUCAAAAGAAUUAAUUAUUCCUUCUCAAUAUGUUGAUUAUCAAGCAUUUUCACAAAAACCAAUGACUAAUGGUUUAAAAUGUAAUACUACUUAUGCUAUGACAAAUGUAAGUUCUUUAAUGUUUUUAUUCCCUAGAACAACUAAUGAAGUAACAUGUAGUAGAAAUCCUUUAUUAGCAUCUUUACAAUUACAAAUUGAUAAUAAACCUUAUCCUGAUAAACCAUUUUCAUCUAUAGAAAAAUCACAUACUAUUUAUAAUAUUACUAAUGCUGGUUUAGAUAAUUUAUUCUCUCCUUCAAAAGAAUUUGCUUAUUCAUUAGAAUAUAAUGAAAUAGAUACUAAUUCAAUUAUAGGAAAAGCAGGAAAUGGAAAAUAUAUUCCACCACUUAAAGAUAAUACAUCAUAUUGUUUCUUAUGUAGUACUGAAAGAUUAAGUGGUUAUGGUACAUUUUGUGAUGGAAUUACUAAAGAUAAUGCUCAUGUAACACUUUCUGGAACUUUAUUAAUUCCUAAUAAUGAACAUCCUUAUAUCACUAAUCCUUUAACUAAAGAAUCAAAUGAUAGAUGUCCAAUUAUGCUUGUGUGUCAAGAUUGUUUCUGGAGAUGUACAUUACAAGGUGGUUGUGAAUAUAUUUGUAAUAACAAAUAUUUUGUUAAAGAAAAAACAGGAACAGAUUAA